CUAGCGCUACAACACGUCCAGCACGAUCCGUAUUUAUAUGCAGGUGCCUCUCAUUCUCUGCUUGUUUACACUUUGAAGUGAGUUUAGGUUUGAUGCAAAACAGAAUUCUUGUGAAAUUGCAUCUCUUAAGAAUUUAUUCUAGUCGUUUCUGCAGAGCGAGAAGGGCUGCACUAUUGAAACAUAUGUAUCAGUGAGCCUAACUCACUGACACUAUCGUGGCAGUUGCAUUAACAUAACUUUAGGAGCUUAGUUAAAUUCCUCAUAAAUCGUGAAAAUGCCUCUUCUGCAACAUAUAUUGGACACAGACUUGGAGCGGUUAGCCCUGGACCUGAUUGUCCCGUCCCUUCUUGACCAAGGAUUCUUUUACGUGGAUAACUUUCUAGGAGAAUUGGUUGGACACUUUGUUUUGGACCAAGUCAAAGAGCUGCACAACUCUGGAGUUCUGCAGGAUGGACAGCUGGCUGGUCCUGGCCGGAGUUCCGGGGUUUCCACAAGGAACAUUCGGGGUGACAAGAUAGCCUGGGUCAGUGGAGUUGAAAGGGGGUGCGAGGCUAUUAACGUCCUCCUUACAUUAAUCGAUAAAUUGGUUUCUCAUUGCAUCGGCCGACUUGGGAAAAGCAUAAUUCGAGAAAGAUCAAAGGCAAUGGUGGCGUGCUAUCCAGGAAAUGGGACAGGAUAUGUGAAACAUGUGGACAAUCCCAAUGGUGACGGUCGCUGUGUCACCUGUAUCUACUACCUGAACAAGAACUGGAACACAGAGGAGCAUGGAGGAAUUCUUAGGAUUUUUCCAGAGGGCAAAUCCUACGUUGCAGAUGUUGAGCCCCUGUUUGACAGACUGUUGUUCUUCUGGUCAGAUAGAAGGAAUCCACACGAAGUGCUGCCGUCAUAUGCAACAAGAUAUGCUAUAACAGUGUGGUAUUUCGAUUCAGAAGAAAGAGCAGAGGCAAAGAGACGGUUCAGAGUCUUAACAGCCUCCACUCAGGACCAGGACGGAAGCACCAUGUGAACUGUGACCUUUUUAAGAGACUGCAUCUUGUGUGACACAAUAGAACAAUAAAUCCCCAAUCCUUCGUGUUGACAUGGGCUGACAGAGUUUUCACACUUUGGUCUCAUCACUGUUUGGAUUUUGGUAUCUCUUCUAAAAGCUACAAAGAUGUUGAAAGCUACAAAGAUGUGUGACUGAUGGCUUUGUACAUAUUUUGAAAUUAAAUUAUUUGCUGCUCUUUCAA
Molecule: messenger RNA, 1229 nt
Organism: Coregonus clupeaformis (lake whitefish)
Lineage: Eukaryota; Metazoa; Chordata; Actinopteri; Salmoniformes; Salmonidae
Product: prolyl hydroxylase EGLN3
Exons: 5
Coding region: 275-1006 (243 amino acids)
Biological process (GO): peptidyl-proline hydroxylation to 4-hydroxy-L-proline; cellular response to hypoxia
Cellular component (GO): cytoplasm; nucleus
Molecular function (GO): L-ascorbic acid binding; ferrous iron binding; peptidyl-proline 4-dioxygenase activity
Source: RefSeq, a predicted model, not a curated record